UCACUAGUCACAGGCUUUUGUGCGUUAGCCAACGAGUUCAUGCAGAUCAUGACAUCGUCGUCGACCUCGCCGACCUCGCCGACCUCGCCGCUGGCCGCCGCCGCCGACAAUGGCGUCGCCGCCGCCUACUUCAACUUCCGCGGGGCGGAGCGCGUGCCGGAGUCGCACGUGUGGAAGGGGAUGCACGAGAAGGACACCGCGCCGGUGGCGGCGGCGGACGCGGACGGCGGCGACGCGGUGCCGGUGGUGGACAUGAGCGGCGGCGACGACGCCGCGGUGGCGGCGGUGGCGCGCGCGGCGGAGGAGUGGGGCGGGUUCCUGCUCGUCGGGCACGGCGUGACCGCGGAGGCCCUGGCGCGCGUCGAGGCGCAGGCGGCGCGGCUGUUCGCGCUGCCGGCGGACGACAAGGCGCGCGGGGCGCGGCGGCCCGGCGGCGGGAACACCGGCUACGGCGUGCCGCCGUACCUCCUCCGGUACCCGAAGCAGAUGUGGGCCGAGGGCUACACCUUCCCUCCCCCUGCCAUCCGCGACGAGUUCCGCCGCGUCUGGCCCGACGCCGGCGACGACUACCACCGCUUCUGCUCCGCCAUGGAGGAGUACGACUCGUCGAUGAGAGCUCUGGGCGAGAGGCUCCUCGCCAUGUUCUUCAAGGCGCUCGGGCUCGCCGGCAACGAUGCCCCCGGCGGCGAGACCGAGCGGAAGAUCCGCGAAACGUUGACGUCGACGAUUCACCUCAACAUGUUCCCUAGGUGUCCAGAUCCAGACCGGGUGGUCGGGCUGGCGGCGCACACGGACUCAGGCUUCUUCACCUUCAUCCUGCAGAGCCCCGUGCCGGGGUUGCAGCUGCUCCGCCACCGGCCGGACCGGUGGGUGACGGUUCCGGGGACGCCGGGGGCGCUCAUCGUCGUCGUCGGCGAUCUCUUCCAUGUGCUCACCAACGGGCGCUUCCACAGCGUGUUCCACCGCGCCGUCGUGAACCGGGAGAGAGACCGGAUCUCCAUGCCCUACUUCCUCGGUCCGCCGGCCGACAUGAAGGUGACACCUCUCGUGGCGGCGGGGUCGCCGGAGAGCAAGGCCGUGUAUCAGGCCGUGACAUGGCCGGAGUACAUGGCUGUAAGGGAUAAGUUGUUCGGGACAAAUAUAUCGGCGUUGAGCAUGAUUCGAGUAGCGAAGGAAGAGGACAAGGAGAGUUAGAACUAUGGUAUGAUUGCAAUUAUCCAUGCCAGAAAAAAAAAAUUAGGGAUAUGAUUUGUUGUGCUAAAAUAAGGAAGGCAAAUUUUAAUUAUAAGCAAGUAUAGGUAGUUUUCCCUUGAAUAAACUUUUUUUCUUAACAGCUUUCAUAAAUUGGAAAGGUGAAUACUGACCUGAUGAGAGUUUCACUGUAGAACCAGGACAAGGAAUAAGGAAUAAGUUGAGGCAACCUGAACAAUGCUAAAUUGAAAAAAAAAAAGAGUUUUCUAUUUUUUUGCUGCAUA
Oryza sativa Japonica Group (Japanese rice) is the source of this 1475-nucleotide messenger RNA. Its product is annotated as gibberellin 3-beta-dioxygenase 1-like. Gene Ontology annotation, molecular function: gibberellin 3-beta-dioxygenase activity. Gene Ontology annotation, biological process: response to light stimulus; gibberellin biosynthetic process. NCBI's taxonomy places the organism in Eukaryota, Viridiplantae, Streptophyta, Magnoliopsida, Poales, Poaceae. The record is from RefSeq and is a predicted model, not a curated record.